AACAUUGAAAACGAUUCGUUACCUGUUGCUGAUAACGUGCGAUUGUGCCCUUUACGCGCAAAAACUGAUAAGAUUAGAUAUCUUUUGGGAAAUAAGCCUCAAAAUGAAAACUUUACUUGUUAGUCAGUUAUAUACAAUUACUCUUGUUGAAUAAACGGUGUUAAUCUUACAAUAUAUCAUGAAGACAGUUUUAGACAUAUUUUAUAUCUUAACAGUGCUCUUUUUAAUAAUAAAUUUGGGAUUUGCAAUACCAGGAUCUGAAAUUGAAGGAACAAAACCAAAAGACACACUCAAAAAGGAGGAGCUGCCACAAAAUAUAGUAUGCAAUAAAUGUAAUUGCGAUUCAGAAAAUAGUCUUAUUGAUUGCACAAAUAAGCUAAAUGAGUGGUUUUCUGAAAAUGAAUGGGCAAUCAUUCAAAACGAUAAACUUAUAUUUGAGACUAUUAAAAUGGAACACAAUAAUUAUACGACAAUUCCUAAAUUUCCAACCUACGGCGUGAAAAACCUGUAUUUGGGAUAUAACCAAAUAUCGUCGAUUACAAUUGGAGCUUUUCAAAAUUUAACAGAGCUUUCCAGGCUUGAUUUGUCAAAUAACAAAUUAACUUCAAAGAACUUACUUCCUGAUGUUUUCAAAGGACCAUUUUCAGAACAGGAUUUUGAGCCGCUUAAAAACCUAAGGUCCCUAAAUUUGGGAUAUAAUCUCUUACAUUUCUUAAAUGAUGAUUUGUUUGAACAUCUUCCAAAUCUUGAAGAGCUUAUUUUGUGCUCUAAUACUUUUCAAGUGAUCGAUAAACUUACGGAAACUGCACUCUCUGGACUGUCUGCAUUGAAGGUUUUGGAUAUGUCGUACAUGGAACUAAAAACAUUGCCUGAAACAAUUUUUCAUGGACCUCGAGGACUGGAGACCCUAAUAGCAUCAGGAAAUCUAUUUAAUCAAGUACCUAAAGCUCUUUCGUAUGCGAAGAACUUAAAGCGCCUUGUUUUAGAUGAAAAUCCCAUCACAAACUUAGAAGGAGAAAAUGUUUUUCCUGCGAUGACCUACUUAAAAUACCUUAGUAUUUCAUAUAUGCCCGAACUGUACAAAAUUGGACAAGGAGCACUGAAUAACCUACAAAAUCUAACAGAAUUAAUUUUAAGUGAUAACAAGAUGCUUACAGAAAUCGAUGAAUAUGCCUUAGCGAAAAAUGUUACAGGGGCAAACUUUUUGGAUUAUCCCCCGCUUGAAAAGCUUUAUUUAAAUAACUGCAAUCUAACUGCAUUGCCAAGAACUUUAAUUGUUCGCUGGGAUAAACUUUACGUAAUAGAUCUUCGAUUUAACCCAUGGAAUUGCGAUGCCUCUAACGAGUUUAUGAUAAAUUACUUAAUUCAAAGAAUAAACAACAGCACGCCACUUCUAGCAACAAAUGUUAAAUGUGAACUUCCACAACAGUUGAAAGGCGUGGAGGUUUUAAAUGUUGCAAAUGACAAAUUAUUAGGAUCUUCACGCAAUGGCAGUCUGGUCUGGAUUGUCAUAAUAGUGUGCGUUCUCUUAGCAGUGCCCAUUACUAUAUCUGGUGUAAUAUUUUAUAGACGCGGGUAUUGUCGCUGUGUUCAGAAAGAUGAGACAGCUAAAAGGGCGUUGUAUAGUCGAGCAAACUUUAGCGAGGAUUUUCAUAUAUAAUAAAUUAGUCAUACAGUCAACAUAGAACGUAUUUGAAUGAGCAUAACUAUAUAUGUUUUGUUUAUAAUUAAGAAAUAAAAAUUGUGUAAGCUCUGUUCUUACCUAUAAAGUCUG
This is a messenger RNA of Drosophila novamexicana, 1774 nucleotides long. Its product is annotated as leucine-rich repeat transmembrane neuronal protein 3. The coding region runs from base 179 to 1660 and encodes 493 amino acids. Gene Ontology annotation, molecular function: protein binding. The record is from RefSeq and is a predicted model, not a curated record. The transcript has 6 exons. Lineage: Eukaryota; Metazoa; Arthropoda; Insecta; Diptera; Drosophilidae. Gene Ontology annotation, cellular component: extracellular matrix.